This is a messenger RNA of Spirometra erinaceieuropaei, 959 nucleotides long. The record is from the annotation of a GenBank genome assembly. NCBI's taxonomy places the organism in Eukaryota, Metazoa, Platyhelminthes, Cestoda, Diphyllobothriidea, Diphyllobothriidae.
AUGACUGCGCGAAAGGUUACCAAGCAGUCAGGUAGGUCAUUCUUGCCAUCUAUAAUACCAGGUAUUCAGAAGUACCCCCACCAAAAACGAAUUAUCGGCAAGAAAACUUAGAACGCUUUCUUCAAAACCACUACUCGAUUGACAACACACCGCUACCCGUUUCCAAGGUAACUUGCUUUUCCAGGAAAAAAAUUAUUCUACAGGAAAACGGCUAUGCUCAUUUAUCGCGUCGAGAAGAGGCUUCAAAGCCAGUUGUAAAUCGCGAGUACGUGGACAUUCAGGGUACGGUCGUAACGGUGGAUGAGUUUUACCAGUUUGGUAUCCAACGCAACCCUUCUCGCUCGAACGAACCAACUGAAGUCUAUCUGUUUGACUUCGUUGACACACUUUCUGUCUCGUACCCUGUAAAUCUUAGCUGUAUGAACUCGCAACUCCUCGAAAAUUUGCCUCCCUUCUUCCACAGCCCACUCUAUGAACAAAGUCUCUCAACCAUAGCGUCUGGCGUCCUUCAAGAACUUGCCUCCCGAUUAGAGUCCUGGAUGGAUGCUCUUGACCAGCACGAACAGGCGGAGUUCAUUUCGCGUCACCUGGCGGCCCAUGAUGAACUGACGGUCCUCCGGCGGCAGUUUUUCACUCUCCUCAAACACCUAGUCCCGAACAUCGAUUUGAGUGAGGCCUUCGAUCCCACCUCGGCCGAUUUAGACCGACUACUUUUGAGGAUAAUCAGCGAACUUACUAGCUCAGGCAGGAUCAAAAGGCAGCCCGAUCAGUCGAUCCGAUUGCCCCUUGUAUCCUUGUGUCCUGAACCUGGGCACUGUGUGGAAAUUUUGCGGCGACGAAUUUUUACUGUACUUCAGCUGCUCCUUCCUCAGUUACAGCUGCCUGCAGCUUUUGAUCUAGCCAGAGACUUACCCGACCUUAUAAAUGCAAUCUAUUCAUACAAUACCCAAAAUUUUUGA